Molecule: messenger RNA, 4329 nt
Organism: Pipistrellus nathusii (Nathusius's pipistrelle)
Lineage: Eukaryota; Metazoa; Chordata; Mammalia; Chiroptera; Vespertilionidae
Source: the annotation of a GenBank genome assembly
AUGAGGGAAAAGGGCCGUAGGAAGAAGGGCAGGACCUGGGCGGAGGCCGCCAAGACGGUCUUAGAAAAAUAUCCCAAUACACCCAUGAGUCAUAAAGAAAUUCUUCAAGUUAUCCAGAGAGAAGGACUAAAGGAAAUCAGUGGGACUUCCCCCCUUGCAUGCCUGAACGCAAUGCUGCACACAAACUCCCGAGGUGAAGAGGGCAUCUUCUAUAAGGUUCCAGGCAGAAUGGGAGUAUAUACUUUGAAGAAAGAUGUGCCGGAUGGGGUGAAAGAGCUAUCAGAAGGUUCAGAAGAAAGCAGUGAUGGUCAGUCAGAUUCCCAGAGUUCUGAGAACAGCAGCAGCAGCAGUGAUGGAAGCAACAAGGAGGGAAAAAAGAACAGGUGGAAAAGGAAAGUAUCAUCUAGACUGUCACAGCCAUCCUCUCCCCAGUCAGGUUGCCCAUCACCCACAAUUCCAGCAGGUAAAGUCAUAUCUCCAUCACAGAAGCACAGCAAGAAGGCACUAAAGCAGGCUCUAAAGCAGCAGCAGCAGCGGAAGCAGCAGCAGCAAUGCCGGCCAAGUAUGGCCCUCUCCUCCAGUCAGCAUCUCUCUCUGAAGGCUGUCAAAGCUGCCAGUGACUCUGUGACUGCCAAAUCUGCAGUUUGGGAAGGAAAGCAAUCUGAUGGACAGUCAAGCAGCUCCCAGAACUCAAACUCUAGCUUUUCUUCAUCAGCUAAAGUGGAAAAUCCUUUGUUAGGGUUGGGGAAGAAGUCAUUCCAAAGGUCUGACAGACUCCACACAAGACAAAUGAAAAGGACUAAAUGUGCUGAAAUUGAUGUUGAGACACCAGACUCCAUUCUGGUUAAUACAAAUCUUCGAGCACUGAUCAACAAGCACACCUUUUCAGUCCUUCCUGGAGAUUGCCAACAGCGACUGCUUUUACUGCUUCCAGAGGUAGAUCGACAGGUUGGUCCAGAUGGUCUGAUGAAGCUAAAUGGUUCAGCCCUUAACAAUGAAUUCUUCACUUCAGCAGCUCAAGGCUGGAAGGAAAGACUCUCAGAAGGUGAGUUUACACCUGAGAUGCAGGUGAGAAUUCGACAAGAAAUUGAGAAGGAGAAAAAAGUAGAGCCAUGGAAAGAGCAAUUCUUUGAAAGCUACUAUGGUCAGAGUUCCGGCCUGAGCCUUGAGGAUUCAAAGAAAUUGACAGCUUCACCCAGCGAUCCUAAAGUAAAGAAACCCUCGGCUGAGCUACCAAAAUCCAUGCUUCCUUCAGAGGUCCCUCCUGUCAGUAUAAUCCCUGUAAUUCCCCAGGCAGAAUCUAAAGAAGAAGAAGUGCAUAUGCCAUCCCCAGUCAGAAAAGAAGAGCACGAAAGCCAAGAUAAGGUGCAGCCAAACCCUGAAUCCGCAGAGCCCCUUCUUUCCUCUCCCAGCGAUACAAAUGAGCAUAGCAGCAUUCUCCCCAUCAAGUGCCCAAAGGGUGAGGAUGUCUUGGGGCAGAAGCCAGUUGCCUCUGCUGAACAGGAAUCUGAGAAAGAGAAUCAUCUCACUACAGCUUCUAAUUAUAACAAAAAUGAAAGCCAAGAAGCUUCAGUUAAGUCUCCAAGCAAACCCGAGAGUCCUGGAGUAGAGAAACCGAUAAUGAAGCCCAUCACAGAAGCAGGUCCGCAGGAGGCCACUAUGAAAGAGCCUUCACCAGCUCUGGUUGAACACAGCCCAGAAAGCCUCAAGAGGAAAUCUCUCACCCAAGAAGAGGCCCCUACAAGCGGGGAGAAGAGGCCGCGCGUCACUGAGAAUCGCCAGCACCAGCAGCCAUUUCAGGUCUCCCCACAGCCCUUUCUCAGUAGAGGGGACAGGAUCCAAGUGCGGAGAGUACCACCUCUCAAGAUCCCGGUCUCCAGAAUCUCCCCCAUGCUGUUUCCUACAUCGCAGGUCUCUCCCAGGGCUCGUUUUCCAAUCUCCAUCACUAGUCCUAACAGAACAGGAGCCAGAACUCUCGCCGACAUCAAAGCAAAAGCCCAGCUGGUCAAAGCACAGAGGGCAGCAGCUGCCGCCGCCGCCGCAGCUGCCGCCGCCGCCUCAGUUGGAGGGACCAUUCCAGGACCUGGCCCAGGGGGUGGACAAGGUCCAGGAGAGGGUGGUGAAAGGAAAACCGCUAGAGGAGGGAAUCCAGACUCAGACAGAGUCAGAGAAACUGGAAAGGGCCCCACACUGGAACUGGCAGGAACUGGAAGCAGGGGAGGUCCGAGAGAGCUUUUACCCUGUGGUUCAGAGACUCAGCCCCAAUCUGAGACCAAGUCCCCAAGCCAGCCACAGCCUCUUAGUGUCUCUGGAGCACAACUACAGCAAACCCCCUCAGUGCCUCCAACAUCUGCCAUCAGUGGAGCAUGCACAAGUGUCCCAUCACUAGCUCACACUAACCCACCCCCACCAACUGUAGGGAAAUUGAAUAUUGAGAAACUGAAUGCCACCAGGGCAGCAGCCACAGUGGCCUCUCUUAGCCACCCACAAGGGCCCAGUCAUUGCAGGGAGAAGUUACCUUCUGCUCCAGCAGGUCCUGCUCUAAUCUCAGGUGCUACACCUGUUCACUUUGCAGCUGAUGGCACAGUUGAGCCCAAAGCAGGUUGUAGUAAGAAUACACCUAACACUUCAGCCUCAGCAGAGACUACUGCCAGGGCUUCAGUGGAUAUGACUUCCUCCCCUUUAACAUCUUUAUUGAUAGCAGCCACUUUAGAAAAGCUUUCCAUACCCCAGGUCAGUGGAACUGUAGCACCUCCCGGACCAGUUCCAUCCUCAAGCACUUUGCCAGCAAUUUCUAGCCUUAAAACUCCAGGAACUUCUUCAAAUAUGAAUGGACCCAUUUCACGGCCAAGCUCAAGUAUCCCUGCUAAUAAUCCUCUGGUCACUCAGCUGCUCCAGGGCAAAGAUGUUCCCAUGGAGCAAAUUCUGCCUAAACCACUCACCAAAGUUGAGAUGAAAACUGUUCCACUGACUGCAAAAGAGGAAAUGGGGAUAGGAGCGCCCACAGGCACCAGCAAAACAGAAAGUAGCACCGGAGAGGAAGUUCAUGAGAGGCCUUCUCACCCAGCUAUACAGCAGCUGGGUAAAACCUUGCAAAGUAAGCAUCUCUCCCAGGUUCCCAGACCCCUUCAGCUCUUUUCAGGUAAGGAUCUGAGGGACCCCAGCAUUGAUACACACCAAGAAGGAAUAAGUAAAACAGCUCAAGAUCAGAUCCUUCAGACUCUCAUCCAGAGGGUUCAGAUCCAGAGGCAUAAUCUUCUCUCAUUUGUGCAGCCCUCCCAGUUCAACUUCAGUCACUCAGGUUUCCCGUUAGAAGACAUUUCCACGAGCCAGCGCUUCAUGCUGGGCUUUGCUGGCAGAAGGACUUCGAAGCCUGCAAUGGCAGGUCACUACUUACUUAACAUUUCCACCUACGGCCGGGGUUCGGAGAGCGUUAGGAGGACCCAUUCUGUAAACCCGGAAGAUCGUUUUUGUCUUAGUAGCCCCACCGAAGCCUUGAAAAUGGGAUAUGCAGACUGUAAAAAUGAAACGGGAGAUAAUAGCAGCGACAAAGAAGAUAGUGAUGAGGAAAGUACUGCUGAUGAAGAAGAAUCGGCCAUGGUGAAGGAGGAGCACCCAGCUUCCCAGAGCUCUGGCAAGUGUGAAGCAAGUUCAGGACCCCACAGUAGAGAAACCCUACCCACUGAUUGUUUAGCUAAACAGAAUGUGAAGGUAGAGACACCAGUGCAAACUGCUUUAAACAAGGAGAAUUAUCUGUUCACUAGAGGCCAAACAUUUGAUGAAAAGACCCUAGCCAGAGAUCUAAUUCAGGCAGCACAGCAGCAGAUGGCUCAUGCAGCGAGAGGUAAGGCAAUGCAUAGCAGCCCCGAGGUUUUCAGUGCCACUGCUCUUCCUCCACCUGCAGACAGUCCCACUCAUCAGCCUCUCCUCCUCCCACCACUGCAAACCCCAAAGCUGUAUGGGAGCCCCACACAGAUUGGGCCCAGCUACCGAGGCAUGAUCAACGUCUCCACCUCGUCUGACAUGGACCAUAACUCUGUUGUUCCGGGGAUGCCUGACUGUGGCCAGGUAUCUAGCAACGUAGGUGAUGUCAUGUCCUUUUCAGUGACUGUCACCACCAUCCCUGCUAGCCAAGCUAUGAAUCCCAGCAGCCAUGGCCAGACCAUUCCUGUUCAGGCAUUUCCCGAAGAGAACAGCAUAGAGGACACGCCUUCAAAGUGUUACUGCCGAUUGAAAGCCAUGAUCAUGUGCAAGGGGUGCGGAGCCUUCUGCCAUGAUGACUGCAUUGGCCCCUCCAAACUGUGUGUGUCCUGCCUUGUUGUUCGGUAA